UCGGGUGUUCCCGGCUUGUGCACUCGGCGGGCUUCGCUCCACCGGGGCAGGCGGCGGCAUGGGCGCCUCCCCAGUUUGCCGCAGCGGGUGACGCGCCCCUCCCGCGGGCUGGGAAGCCGUGGGCUCCGGCAGCGGCGGAGAGCGCGGGUCCGGCCGGGGCGGUCGGUGUCGGGACCGGGCCGGGUAGCCCGAGGGGAGCGGGGCGGGAUGGCAGGGGCUGCCACGCGCUGCCGCCAUUGGCCGGCGGCCGCGGGCCGGCCGGGGGAUUGGGUGGGAGCCCCGUCAGUCAGGCCGCUCCCGUCCCCCUGGCAACAGGCGGGGCAGCCGGCAGGACAGAGCCCAGGGGUUCCCGGAGCCUUCGCGGCUCCGUGGCCCGGGGCAGGACACGAUCCGUGCCCUGCCCCGCUCCGUUCCGUGCUGCCCCGGGCCCUGGGCCGGCGUGGCCCAGGCGGCUGAAGGCCCUGCUGCCGGCCUGGGGCGGGUGGCCAGUCUCAGCCCCUCGGCUUGGGUCGCUCUGGGUGUCCCGGGGCUGUGUCUUCAUUACCUUCUGACUCUCCUCUUUUUCUCUCCUUCCUCCCCUUCUUCCUCAGGCUUUGUGCGUGGGGAUUACUGGGUUUGGUUGGGGAGUUGGUUUUAUUUUUAUUUUUUUAUUUUUUCCGAAGUCGGUGAGAUCAUCCUGCCUGGAGGCUGCGGUGUGACAGAAAUGUUAAAUAGCACUCUGGCUCGGGGAGGCUUCCUCAGCUAAAUUUCAUAGUCGCCUGGCAAUCAGGUGGUAGUCUUUUAGAAAAUGAGUGCUUAAUUGAACCGGGAGUAGUAUUUCAGGGAAAUAGGCUAAAACCUAAAAGCAUAAGGUAUAUGUUAAAAAAGAGUUGCAAACCUUAAAGAAUAGGCCAUAGUAACUAUGAAUGAAGAACUACAGGAUUAAGUGUCAGGUUGAAAAUUCUAGAAAAUGUAAGCUGUUGGCAUGUGGACUCUAUCUCUUUGCAAGGGAAGAGUAAUACGAGUCAUAACUGGAUUUUGAUUUCAGUUUUUUGCAUCGUAGUAGUUAAUAUUCUUCAGCUUUUCAAUACUCUGAAAUAUUCUAGUGCAAAGUACCUCAUUUUUGAUUCAGUUAAUAUCUUCAACUUUCACAACUCUAAAACAUUUUGGGUACCAAACUACUUGGUUUUGAUGGCAUUUGAUAAAUAGGGAGAGUAGUUGUCAUCCAUGCAGUUAUGUUUAACAGAUGGGACAACUUCACACUUCUUACUGUUUCUAAGUGAGUCACUGAAGGAGUGUGACUAAUCAUCCUGCCAUAUAGUUGUCAACAAGAGUAUUUUUUUUCCUUAACUACCCACAAAAUCAAAGAUUUCCAGAUUUUCUGUACAAGAACCUCUCUUUUUGAACAACACUUUAAAUUUAGAUUGAGGGGGACUACAUGGGAUGGACUUCUUAUCUUAAGAAUGUAUAUCACAUUUUUUUUUCUGUGUAGCGAUCUAAUAAUGUACUUGGGAAGUCAGUUAACUUAGUAUGGUGAUUGUCGGGCAAGCAGCCUGCACGUGGAUUUAAGGCAUUUGUCUAACUAACAACCUCGGUGAAACGUUACUGAUUUUAUCAGUCCUCUUUCCCCUCCCCAUUGCACCUGUGUCAAGUUGUAAGUCACCCGGGACAGAAGCACUUCAGUAUUCAGUGCAGUAUGGUUUGGGUUUUUUCAUGGUAAUAGCAUGAUGGGUGUUGUCAAGGUAAUGAUAGUGCUGGCUUCGGGGGGUUGAGUGGGAACUGCUUUUGUUAUGAGGAAACCAGGGUAGUAAGAGGAAGAACUGGAUGAGAAAUUUGUGUUUAGAAGUGGGAUAUGAGAAGUGACCUGAUUUGGACAUAGCCCUUGUGGGAAAUCGAAGUCAGCAGUUAACUACAGCUUGUGAGGCUGAGCCAAGAGGGCAGCAUUGAUUAAAAAUUCCCCCAAACCUAAAUAUUACGUGAAUGGAAAAUGUCUUGAAGGGAAGAUACUCAGAUUUAAUUUCUUUUAAGUUGAAUGAGUUAGAGCUGGGAGAGAUUUUAAAUGCAUCAAAAUGUAGUGUUGGAUACACUACAGGAGGAAGAUGAUUGAUUUGAAAGAAGUGCUUAGAAGUGCAGUUACUUGGGGUAGGGACUUGUGGGGGGAAGUAACAUGAGGUGUGGAAAUAAAUGAGACCAAGGAUACAUCAGAAUGGAUCCCACAAAGAACAUAAGAAAGGACAGUUUGGCAUUAUCAUUAUGGAUCGCUCCCCACACCGUGCAGGAAAUGGCAAUGAGCAUGUGCCUUCACAAGAGCGCAGUCAUGGUGAAGGCGAGAGACAGCGGCAGCUGGAGCGCCUCAGCAGGGAGGAGGCCUAUUACCAGUUCAUUAACGAACUCAACGAGGAGGACUACAGGUUAAUGAGGGACCGAAACCUGCUUGGCACUCCUGGAGAAAUAACAGCAGAAGAGUUGCAGCAACGUUUGGAGGGGGCUAAGGAGCGUCUGGCAUCGCAGUCUGAUUUGGAUAACAGAGAAGGUGAAGAUUCUGAAGUUCUCGGGGAAAACUCAAACGGUGAUUCUUUGCUUGAAUGGCUUAACACAUUUCGUCGCACCGGAAAUGCCACUCGCAGUGGACAGACUGGGAACCAAACUUGGAGAGCUGUGAGUCGAAUGAAUCCAAACAGUGGGGAGUUUCGUUUUAGUCUUGAGAUCAAUAUAAAUCAUGAUCAUAACAGUUUUGAAACUGCUGGUGAGGAGUAUGUUGACAUAGAUGCUACCAGACUGUAUUUAGAAAGAAGACGCCAGCUAGGUGCCAGCUCAGUAACCCCAAGAACAAGGAACAUGGAUGCAAGAGAGGAAAACAACGAAGCUGCAAGGACCAGGCUUUUACGACGUGCCAUGGCACUAAGGUCAGAAAUCGUCUCUCAUGCAGUCUUGGGCAGGCUUAGGAGUAGAACAAGGGAGCUGACAGGCCAGACAAAUACUACACGAAAUAAUUCUGCAGCUGCUGGUGAAUCAAGAGGAAUGCCAGAAAGAGGUACUUCUACAGGAGUCAGAAGGGGAAGAGCUAGAACUAAUGUCCGGACGAAUACAAACCAAAGACUAGAAAUUUUGCGGCUGAGGUCUACCUUAAGUAGUCGAAGCCGCUCUCCUCUGCAAAGGCAAGGUGACACUGCUCAUUCUGCGGAGCGUGGUCAGAGGCGGGAUAGAAAUGCACAGCAGUUCAACAGAAGUAGGAGACAAACAGCUCAGGCUUCUCCACACCCUACUGAAGAGCAAGCAAGAGGUAACACUCAGGCUCCUCAGCUUCCCAGUGUAGCCCCAUCCUUGGGAAUAACUUUGGAAGAGGAAGAAUCUAGUAGGCCAGCAGCUACUGUCAGAAGGCAUCCAACAAUUACAUUAGAUCUUCAGGUGAGAAGAAUUCGUCCUGGUGAAAACAGAGACCGGGACAGCAUUGCCAGUAGAACUCGUUCUAGAGUAGGAAUGUCACAAAACACCGUUACCUUUGAAAGUGACAGUGGGGGAUUUCGGCAUACAAUAUCACGAUCAGAACGCGCGGGUAUUCGGACCUACGUUAGCACUAUACGGAUACCUCUUCGUCCGAUUUCAGAAACUGGGCUUGGGGAACCUUCAUCAGCGGCUCUUCGAUCAAUCCUUAGGCAGAUAAUGACAGGCUUUGGAGAGCUGAGUUCUUUAAUGGAAACUGAAUCUAACUCAGAAGUGCCAAGAGGAGGUCAUCACUUAGCAAAUGCACAGGGUAACUCAAGUUCAGCAAACGACAGCGAUCCAAGUGAGGUUUUGUCUAGAAAUGGACAUGCACUAGAACGCAGUGGGGAAAGAAAUGGACAGAGGGAUGGUAGUCAGCGCUCUGGGCACAGUCAUGAGAACCAAGGUAACAGGCAUUCUCAAGAUGCAAACAAUUUAGUGGAGAAUGGAACACUGCCCAUCCUUCGACUCACCCACUUCUUCCUGCUGAAUGAAGAUGAUGAUGAUGAUCGUUCAAGAGGUUUAACCAAAGAGCAGAUUGACAAUCUUUCUACACGAAAUUAUGGGGACAAUCUCACUGAAAAUGAAUGGAGUAAAACGUGCAGUGUUUGCAUUAAUGAAUAUGCAACGGGGAAUAAACUAAGGCAGUUACCUUGUAUGCAUGAGUUUCAUAUUCAUUGUAUUGAUCGCUGGCUUUCUGAAAAUUCCACUUGCCCAAUUUGUCGGCAGCCAGUUUUGGGGUCAAAUGCCACUGAUACAGGCUAGAAUCGUUUUUACUGCUCAGCAUUCAGUGAUUUGCUCCUGCUCUGUUUGUAAUGAGCCAGAUGAAAGGCAUUGACUCAGAUAGGGUCCAUUUGUGGGGGGAGUUUGUUAAAUUUCUUAAACAGUGAUAGGAAAAUUGUCUAAAUCUAACAAUGUAAAUAUUAUUUUUUUCCAAGUGCAGGUCUAGGAGUACACAUAAAACCAAAUGAUAUUGGUAAAGUUUAUAUUUUUUUAGGUAAUUUUGUUAUGCUAAGCACUUUCGUAAAUAGAGAAAUGCAAUAGUUAAUCAGUCUUGCUUAAUGUAUGUUUUUUAACAUUGUAAUGGACUCGCUUUAUUUAGAUUACAAAUGGUUUCACACAGACCCACCACUGUGUUGAAAAAUUAGUGGCUACAUAGCCAUUUGUUAGCUUUUUGUUCUAAGAACAAUUUCUUUUACAGAAAGUGUCUUGCUGGACAUGUUUGCUAAAGAUAUUUAAGUUACUUGAAGUGCUCAUUUUAAUAGACUUUUUUUAAACAUUGAAAAAUCCUUUCUAAAAACUUGCUAAUUUGGUUCAGUUUUAAAAAUUCUAUGGCAGUUUUUGCAUGUUGGUUUACACAGUUCUUAACGUUGAUAAGUUCUUAUUCAGAUGUGGAUGCAUUGGUUAUAAUAAAAAAUGUACAUAAUUAAAUGCUGUCUUUGACAAUCUUUGUCUUUUCAAUGCAGACAGCAAUCAAAUCUCGUAAUUCCAAGAGGGUGUGUCUUACUUGCUCAAAGAAUAAAUGAGCACUGAGGAAGCCUUUUUACUCUUCUAAAUUACUCAAUUGAUAUUCCUGGGGUUUUAACUGCCUUAGUUUAAAGAGGGAAAAUAUUACCUUGACUAUUAUAUUGUCUAUAAUAUGCAUGUUUUGGGCAUCCUACUCAGAAGAACAAAACAAAUUCUUGAAGUGCUUUUGCACAGAAAUUUAAGGUACAUGUAUUUUAUUAAUCCUCGUGAAACAUGCCUGAGGACAUGGCAAAAGACAUUAAAAAGGACAAAAUAAACUUCCCUGAAAGUCCCCAGUAUCUGUAUAAUUAGGUAUUAAACUUUAUACCAAUGACUUACACUGAAAUAAAGUUGCAAGUUUAAUAAUUGACGCUUUGCUUGAAUUACUGUUGAGCCAUAUCCUGUAGAUUACCAAGAAGACUGGCUAAUCUUGAUGCUCAGUUUUCACUUUAUUCUUUCCCCACUUUUCCCCAGCUCUGUUCCAGGCCAGUUACUUGUUGCGGUAUGUAAAAGCCCAGUACAAAGCAUUCCAGGAUUUCUGGGAGAAGCUUAAUAUUACAAAGCUUGUCUUUUAAGCAACCUGCAUCUCAAUCUCUAGAGAAAGGCAGAACUGUGUAAUAAUGUGGUGUGUGUGUGUAUUGUGAGCAACUGAAACAGUACUUGAAAUGAACAAGUUGUACUGGCUUUCUCUGCCUGCAGGUAGUGGCCUUAACAAAUGUGCUUCUGUGCCAGGUGCCUCAGUUAGAACAUCUGCUCAUGACAUCCUUCAAGGGUACCUACAAAAUCCCAUCUGAGCUACUGGAUGUCUACUUCAGUUUUGUGAGUGAAAAGCUUGUGUCAUAAAUUCCACAGAAGGGCUUCUAUUCAUUCCUAGAAGUAGUUCUGAGAAACUAUUAUGAGAUUUAGAUGAGUUUAAGGAUAUGAUUAACAUCUUUUCUGAUGUAAUUUGGGCUGUUAAUUACCGCAAAUGUAGGUGACCACUCCCUUGAGUGCUUCCUUAGCUGCAAUAAAGAGUGAAGAGAUUUAAAUGUGAUCAUCAGAGCUAGCUUAUUUUUUGACAUAUUUUUUUCUGUCACUUCUGUUAGCUCCUGAUGUUGACAAUAUAUAAAUUUAUGGAUGCCUUCUGCUACUUCCUUGUCUUCUUUUGGCUUUCUUUUAUAUUUGAAAGACACAUUUGUAGAAGCCUGCGUUUGGCUCACUGUUGCCUUGGCGGUCAGGUCCUUUAAGGUCAAUUUUAACUUUAAUCCUUAAAACUGUGACACUAAUGCACUAGAGCUAAAGGGAGAUUCUCUGUGCCUUCUUUCAUUCAAGUGGGAUUUGGUCUGUGUACAAGCACAAAUGGUUACAUCGUUCAAGCUGAUUCUGCUGGGCAGAAAAUCCUAAAGUACGGUGAGAGCUUUCUGUAGAAAUUGUAGGCUAUGGGAUAAGAAACAUAAAGACUUCUUUACUGCAUUUCUGUCCUGUCACAUGAGAGUUUGGAAACAAGUAUUUCCCCUCCACUGGAGAAGCAUGUAAUUUGUUACUCAGCUUUCCCAAGAAAUUGUGUUGAUGGGACCAAUUAAAUCCUAGUGAUUCAGUUUGGUAUUGGCUUCUGUUACCUUAAUUUCUGUGGUAAAACUUGAUUUCUCUGCCACCCCCACCCCCAAAACAUGUAUUUUUUUGCCUUGUCUUUUGGUGACAUUAAAAAAAUUAAUUUAUAUGGGAA
Messenger RNA from Malurus melanocephalus (red-backed fairy wren), 6673 nucleotides. It is a transcript of the gene RNF6, whose product is annotated as ring finger protein 6. Bases 2164 to 4227 code for a protein of 687 amino acids. Gene Ontology annotation, biological process: positive regulation of DNA-templated transcription; protein ubiquitination; ubiquitin-dependent protein catabolic process. The transcript is spliced from 4 exons. NCBI's taxonomy places the organism in Eukaryota, Metazoa, Chordata, Aves, Passeriformes, Maluridae. Gene Ontology annotation, molecular function: ubiquitin protein ligase activity. The record is from RefSeq and is a predicted model, not a curated record. Gene Ontology annotation, cellular component: nucleoplasm; cytoplasm.